UGCCUAACACGGGAGUGGGUCGCUGAGGCUGGUACCGCGAUGGCGGUUUCAUCCGGUGGCGGCCAAACCCUACAGCCCGUCACUCAUGUCAUCUUUGACAUGGACGGCACGCUCAUAAAUACUGAGGAUAUAUACUCCGCCAUCCUCAAAGAACUCUUUAGCCGCUACGGGAAGACGUACACUUGGAAGGAAAAAUCCCAGAUAAUGGGCAGGAAAGAAGUGGAAGGUGUGGAGAUCCUCCGAAAGCUCUUCGACCUGCCCUUGACUUCUGAAGAAAUCCUGCGCGAAACCGAGAAAGAGAAACGAGAGCAGUUCCCCACAGCUGCCUUGAUGCCGGGCGUGGACAGGCUGGUCCGCCAUCUGCACCGGCACAAGAUCCCCAUCGCCGUCGCCACCAGCUCCAUCCGCGAGGGGUAUGAGAUGAAAACGGGCCACCUUAAGCCCCUUUUCGGUUUGUUCCAUCAUAUUGUGCUGGGAGACGACCCUGAAGUAAAAGACGGCAAGCCGCAGCCCGAUAUAUAUUUAGUUGCCGCAAAGAGGUUCGAACCGCCGGUACCUCCGGCAAAGUGCCUCGUGUUUGAAGACGCGCCGAACGGGGUCAAAGCGGCCCUGGCUGCCGGCAUGCAAGUAGUUAUGGUCCCGGACGACAGUCUGCCGAAAGAACUGACGAAAGAAGCCACCCGCGUCCUACAGUCGAUGAACGAUUUCAAACCAGAAAUAUUUGGCUUGCCGAAGUUUGAUUGACACUUGCUAUCUGUUGAUCUUAGGAUUCAGGUUUUCCGAUUGGAGGACAUUCUUUCAGUAUUAAAAGCAUUCCAAAGGUUCUUGAUUAGUUCUAUAAGAGCAUGCUCUAUUCCUGGAUAAUUCACUUACUGAAAUCCACCAGUGCUGGGUGGAAAAAGAUGACCUGCACUGUAUUUGUAAUGCCUAUUCUACAAUGUUGCUAACAAAUAUCCUGCCAAGGGAUAAAUUGGUGCCUUGCAUGGGAGCAUAUAUUCAGCAGUUCUCCAUACAAGAUAACAAGCAAAAUUUUAGGGUCUUUGUGUGCAACUCAUCACAGCCUUGUAUAUUUUAUUAGCAAAAAAGAGGUGCCACUGCAGUAUUCCCCAUUAGUAUGGCCAUUGGCUAUUCUGGCUGCAUAUAAUGGAAACUGAAGUCAACAUAUGCAAGGUAUCAGCUCCCUAGCUGGGGAAUGCUGAAAUCUUUGUCUCCAACUGAAGCCUUUUUCCACCAAAAACAGGAUGCAGUUCAUCUGCUUACUGCUUGCUUUAAUUUGAUUCCAAUAUGAUUAGCCAUGGUUUGUUAACUAUAGUGUAUUGAAUAAGUCACAAUUGCCUGGAUUUACACAGUACCCUAAGCCAAAGUUAAAUAAACCACAUUAUUCUAACCCAUAAUGUUGGUUAGCAUGUUGUGUGAACCC
Messenger RNA from Candoia aspera, 1420 nucleotides. RefSeq names its product pseudouridine-5'-phosphatase-like. Bases 40 to 744 code for a protein of 234 amino acids. The record is from RefSeq and is a predicted model, not a curated record. Gene Ontology annotation, molecular function: phosphatase activity. Lineage: Eukaryota; Metazoa; Chordata; Lepidosauria; Squamata; Candoiidae. The transcript has a single exon.